ACGCUGCAUUUAAAAAUGGCCAACGCCGCAGGCGGUCAACCACUUGUAAUUUUCACCUUCCAGGUUCCAGUUUCUACAGUAAACCGUUUGGUCAACGAUUAAUUUUCCAACAGGUGGUCGUCACUAUUCAAGACAAUUACUUUUGCCCGCUUAUACUCUUCAGUGCUAUUCACACGUACUUUCAAUUAGACGUUAAACGUACGGUGGAUGGCCAACCGCACCAAAGUGAAAGGAAGGACAAAGGAUCACUGCGGAAAAGGAUCCGUGUAGUUGAACCGUGUACUAUGAAUUGGAACGUAAAAUGGAGGGCCGUGUAGCUGGUCGACAAUAUUCGUUGUUAUCCUCCGCCGCCUUUCCCUGCUCGUGAAGAUCCCACUACUCGAUAUUGUUACUUUGUCGUAAACGAGGGUGGAGAAUGGAAUGGAUGGAUCGUGCCCCCUACUCCUCUCAAAUUUUGGCGAACAGAAUGGUUCCGAUCGUGGAGUUGGAUAUCUGGUGCAGAAGUUGCCACUGUACAGGCCAAGCCCAGACACGAGUGACUUGGGCUACCACACCUUGGACAAUAGUGCUUGCAGGUCAUCGUCCUCUACUUCAAACGUCACAGCUCCCAUCAAACAUCAACACCAGCAUCAACAGCAAAAGACUCUAUGCCAAUUGGACGAAGAAUUGUUAUUGAAGAUUUUCGACUGGCUUACAACCAAGGAACGAUGUACAGUAGCUCAAACAUGCCAUCGACUGCGAGAAGUUGCAUGGCAUCCCUCUCUAUGGCACGACAUAGAGAUGGACCAUACGCAGUGCGUGACUGCAGCUAUGAAUGCAAUAGCAUAUCAUGGCCACCAUUCCAGAAUCCAUCGUCUCAUCCUGGACGGAGCCAGCGGACAUCCUGGAGUCCUAGCGGCUCUUCCUUUGCCAAGACUGACGACUCUGGCCUUGCGUCACCUGAGACAUGUGAAUGAUGACAUUGUUGCAGCAAUACUGGACAAUUGUAUGCAUUUAAGAGAGCUAGACUUAACCGGAUGUGCCUUUGUCACAAGAGCCUAUACUCACCGCAGUGCUCUGCAGCUCCAAUCGUUGGAUAUGAGCGAUUGCCACGGCGUGGACGAUGCUGGUCUUGCUCUCACCCUUUCUCGCAUGCCUCAUCUCUCUUGUCUUUAUUUACGACGUUGUGCACGAAUAACCGAUGCCAGCCUUGUUGCUGUGACUUCAUACUGCGGAACUUUGCGUCAACUUUCCGUAUCAGAUUGUGGAAGAGUAACAGAUUUUGGUGUGCGAGAAUUAGCUGCGCGUUUGGGUCCGUCUUUGAGGUACCUUUCCGUUGGCAAAUGUGAUCGUGUUUCGGAUGCUGGAAUCCUAGUUGUCGCACGACAUUGCUACAAGUUGAGAUACCUAAAUGCCAGAGGAUGCGAAGCACUCAGCGAUACUGCUGUCCUCGCAUUGGCCAAGGGCUGCCCUCGCAUGCGUGCCUUUGACCUCGGGAAGUGUGACAUUGGUGAUGCAACCCUGGAGGCUCUAUCAACAGGUUGUCCAAACUUGAAAAAGCUUUCUUUACGGGGCUGUGAACGCAUAACUGAUGAUGGCCUUGAAGCUCUUGCCUAUUAUGUCCGUGGCUUGCGGCAAUUGAAUAUCGGAGAUUGUCCAAAAGUCACUUGUCUUGGAUAUCGUGCUGUUAAACGCUAUUGUCGACGCUGUGUCAUUGAGCACACCAACCCUGGCUUUUCGAGUUGAUCUUUAGCAUCAUUUGCGUGUCAUCACUCGAUCCAGUGUCAUUUUUACACAUAAGUACAUUUUUUUUUUGUUCUCUUCAACUGCCACAUUCCACGAAAUGGAGCAGUCCCAAUUUUUGGGAUGAUUUUAAUCCGUCCAGUGCCACUUAGUGUUGCCAUAUGAAAAUAUUAAAUUGCAUGAUGAUCGUGUAAAGAUUAGUAUUGAGAAUUAAACGUCCAUGUACAAUUGCAGCAUCAGAUGAAAAGAGAAGACAUAAAUAUAUAUAUAUAUAUGUGUAAAAUUUUAUAGACUAAUAUUUGGUAAACAAAAAACGUAUAUUCGCCUUAUUCAACGUAUACCGUAUUUACCUGAAAAUAAGACACAGUGCACUAUGAAACUUGAUAAACCAGAGCUCAAAGUCGACAGUUUCUUAUUUCUGUGUAAAUAUUUUUACUUACACGAAUGUAUACGCUACAUUAACAUUACAAUAGACUGUAUAAAAUUUAUGAUUAGUGAGUUGGAAGCGUACAUGACCCUAAAGAAAUUUGAUCCGUAAGAAUGUAUUAAAACGACAAUAUUUAACAAAAUUUUCAAAUUAUUUGAUCAGCAUGAU
This is a messenger RNA of Neodiprion fabricii, 2317 nucleotides long. RefSeq names its product F-box/LRR-repeat protein 7-like (gene Fbxl7). NCBI's taxonomy places the organism in Eukaryota, Metazoa, Arthropoda, Insecta, Hymenoptera, Diprionidae. The record is from RefSeq and is a predicted model, not a curated record. Gene Ontology annotation, biological process: SCF-dependent proteasomal ubiquitin-dependent protein catabolic process. The transcript is spliced from 2 exons. Gene Ontology annotation, molecular function: protein binding. Gene Ontology annotation, cellular component: SCF ubiquitin ligase complex. The coding region runs from base 421 to 1725 and encodes 434 amino acids.